Molecule: messenger RNA, 2078 nt
Organism: Dermochelys coriacea (leatherback sea turtle)
Lineage: Eukaryota; Metazoa; Chordata; Testudines; Dermochelyidae
Product: core histone macro-H2A.2
Exons: 11
Coding region: 483-1601 (372 amino acids)
Biological process (GO): nucleosome assembly
Cellular component (GO): nucleosome
Molecular function (GO): DNA binding; structural constituent of chromatin; protein heterodimerization activity
Source: RefSeq, a predicted model, not a curated record
UCCUCCUAGAGGCGGUAUGUGGAGAAGAAGGAGCCCCCCCUCCGUCCCCCUCCAGAGCUGCCGCCGCCAUUGAAACAUACAAUACAAGAGAAAGCUAGCGGCAGGCGAGAGCAGCCCAGGGGAGUCAGCGGCAGCAGGAGCUUCCCGAGGCGGGGAAGGCGGCGGCGACCCCCGGGCAGUGGAACAGCUUCCACAGGAGAGACUGAGGGAGCCACACAUCAGAAUAUUUGAUUCAGACUCCUGUUCAAAUCCUUUCUCCCCCUGAGUCUGAGGUGGGAAUUGAAUCUGGGUCUCCCACAUUCCAGGAAGAAGCAAGGAGGGAGCUAGAUUUUAUUUUCUUUGCUCCUAAACCUAGCCUAGAUUGGCUCUUCCCAUGGAAAACUUCUGCAGAAGGAAGCCAGAGGGGCAGAAAAACUGCUUUUGUGUAGGUGCAAGUAAAUAAAAACUUUCUGUCAGCAAUUUGAAAGGAAUAUAGCAGCAAGAUGUCUGCCCGAAGUGGGAAAAAGAAAAUGUCCAAAAUGUCACGCUCAAGCAGGGCAGGUGUUAUUUUCCCUGUGGGGAGGAUGAUGCGCUACUUGAGGAAAGGAACAUACAAGUACCGGAUAGGUGUUGGAGCGCCAGUCUACAUGGCAGCUGUCAUAGAAUACCUAGCAGCUGAAAUACUAGAGCUAGCGGGGAAUGCAGCGAGAGAUAACAAAAAGGGAAGAAUUGCCCCCAGACACAUCCUCCUGGCAGUUGCUAAUGAUGAGGAACUGAACCAGUUGCUAAAAGGAGUGACCAUUGCAAGUGGAGGGGUCCUGCCCAGAAUUCAACCAGAGCUUCUUGCCAAAAAACGAGGUGCCAAAGGAAAAUCUGAAACUAUCCUUUCCCCGUCUCCUGAAAAGAGAGGGAGGAAAUCCUUGGUGAGCAAGAAGAGUGGAAAAAAAGCAAAGGCUACCAAAGCCAGGGCACCCAAAAAGAGCAAGCAGAAGGAGAAUGAAAAAGAAGGGGCCUCAAAUUCAACAUCUGAGGAUGGACCUGGGGAUGGAUUCACCAUCCUGUCUUCUAAGAGCCUCGUUCCAGGACAGAAGCUUUCUCUGACACAAAGUGAUGUCAGCCAUAUUGGCUCCAUGAAAGUAGAAGGCAUUGUUCACCCAACAACUGCUGAAAUAGACCUCAAGGAGGAAAUAGGCAAGGCUUUGGAAAAGGCUGGAGGGAAAGAAUUUUUAGAAACAGUAAAGGAGCUCCGCAAAUCACAAGGACCUUUGGAAGUUGCUGAAGCUGCCCUCAGCCAGUCCAGUGGACUAGCAGCAAAGUUUGUGAUCCAUUGUCACAUCCCACAGUGGGGUUCAGACAAAUGUGAAGAGCAACUUGAGGAGACUAUUAAGAACUGCUUAACAGCUGCAGAAGACAAGAAGUUGAAGUCUGUGGCUUUCCCCCCUCUUCCCAGUGGCAGAAACUGCUUCCCAAAACAGACCGCAGCCCAGGUGACUCUCAAAGCCAUUUCCACCCAUUUUGAUGACGCUAGUUCUUCCUCCUUGAAGAACAUUUACUUUCUGCUCUUUGACAGUGAGAGCAUCGGAAUCUACGUGCAAGAAAUGGCCAAGCUAGACACCAAGUAGCUAUGACAGCCAAAUGAAGCUUUAUUUUUCAACAUAAAUUUGAGUAGCAUUAAAGAAUUAGAGGUGGGUUUUAUUUUUAAAAUGUGGUGAAGAGGGGGAAUGUUAGUAGUUUGAUGUUUUGUGACUUAAUGGAGAGCUUUGCUAUGGAGGAGAGGGUUUAGUCUGUGAUUAAUUCUUGCUAUAGAUACCCCCUACCAUUUUAUAUCACCUUAAAGAAAUCUUGAGUAGUUAAUUUGACAGCUCUCUUCAAAAGUUUGUUUAAAUGUGUCUUGCUUUUUUUCGUUUAGGACUCAUUUUAGAUUUGUAGCUUUGAAUUUUACACACACACAAUUCUUUGUUCCCCUUCCUUUUUUUGAGGGUGGAUGGCAAAAUGUUAAUUUUUUUUGUCUACAUUCCAUGUUGGAGAGAGAAUUUUAAAGAUGUACUAGGACCUUCUAUUUUGUUUUACCCCAUAAUAAUCUCUGUAAUUACUGAGAA